Messenger RNA from Ostrinia nubilalis (European corn borer), 1241 nucleotides. It is a transcript of the gene Cap-G, whose product is annotated as condensin complex subunit 3. Gene Ontology annotation, biological process: mitotic chromosome condensation. NCBI's taxonomy places the organism in Eukaryota, Metazoa, Arthropoda, Insecta, Lepidoptera, Crambidae. The record is from RefSeq and is a predicted model, not a curated record. Gene Ontology annotation, cellular component: condensed chromosome; cytoplasm; condensin complex. The transcript is spliced from 8 exons. The coding region runs from base 102 to 1241 and encodes 379 amino acids.
CACAUCUGUCAGUUGUGUUGAGAUGAUGAUUUGAAAAAGAGCUUUUCAACGGUUGCGAUUGUAAAAAUUUUAACUCCAAGUGAACGCUACUCAUAAACACAAUGCCGCCAAAAGACUCCGAGGUUCAACCAGCGGUUGCUGUGAAACCAAACCCUCGUAAUAACCCGAUAAUGUUUAAAAUAUUUCAAAAUGUGCAAUAUAAUGUAGUACAGCACAAAAAGUAUGUCAAGGAAAUGAUAAAACUCUACAAAAAGUUGGACGAAAAUGAAUUCCGUGAAAGCUUCAAGAAUGCAUUACACUAUUUGUUUACAUUUGGAGACACCAGUGCCAAUGUGGACCGGGUUAUCCAGUUUGUGGCCACUUUUUCCACCUCUCUGGAUGACGAAGAAGAGUUUUUGAUGUUCAUUUGUGACAUCAUUUUUGAUUGUCAGUGCGUAUCGGGCCAAUCGGUGCGUUACCGGGCAAGUCAGCUGCUGGCAGCUGUGCUCUCUGCUUUGGGAGAAGAUGCCUCUCUUGAUGAUGAUCUAUGUGAUAAACUGCUUGCAUCUCAAAUGCAGCGUUUGCAAGACACGCGCGGCGCGGUGCGGUGUCGCGCGGCGUUAGCAUUGCAACGUCUGCAGAACCCGAUGGAACCAGAUGAUGAGGUCACUCGUGCCUAUCGCUUCCACAUGAGCUGUGACCCGAGUUCUUCUGUCAGAAGAGCGGUAGUGAUGUCCAUAGCGAAAUGUACGCGGAACGUGCCGUACGUACUCGAGCGGCUAUGCGAUGUAGAUGAAGCGGUCAGACGCGCUGCGUUCCUUUACAUAGCCGGCGUCAACGUCACGCAGCUCAGAGUCCGCCAGAGAGUUCUGACCCUUAAGGUCGGACUUACCGAACGCAGUCAGCGCGUGCGACGAGUGGUCGAAGAGAUCCUCGUACCCGGUUGGCUGAGCACUUUCCAAGGCAACAUCAUAGACCUGUUGAAAGCCAUACGCUUGGACAACGCUCACGAUGCUAAAGACUCGCAGUACGUCGCUGGAAAGCUGCUGGAGACAUUGUUCAAACGUCUCCCAAUAUCCGAACUGCUGGAAUGGCUGCCAACCGACAAGACUCUUCGGCUGAUCCCAGCUGAGAAACUAAACAAGGAGACCGCGUGGUACUGGCGCCACCUGGCGGAGCAUUUGCAGAAGAUCGAAGACGAUGAGACGCUGGAAACGGUGCUUCCAGACUUGGUGGUGCUCACUGGAUAUAUUAAGGCGUAA